AUGCUCGUAUUGUACGAGACCGCGAUGGGCUUCUGCCUCUUCAAAAUGUCCGACUCGGGCAAACUCACGAGCCCGGACCUGCACAAGGAGUUUGAGUCGGCUGAGAAGGCGAAUAAGCUAUUGAAGCUCAAGGCACUGCAUCGCUUCACUUCUACGGCAACGGCCGUCGAGGAGAUCACCGCCAUUCAGGAGGGCAAGCUCGGCAAGGGCCUCAAGCAGUUCCUCACCGAGGAGGUUGUGGAGAAGGGAAAGGGAAAGGAGUCCCUCGUCGUCGUAGACUCCAAACUGGCACGGCCAAUCAACAAAAAGCUGGGCAUUAAUGUCCUCAGCGACGCCGACUCACUCGAUCUUUUCCGCGGCAUUCGCAGUCAAUUGACAGCCCUCCUCGAUGGUCUUGACCCCAAGGAUCUCGCCACUAUGAGUCUCGGUCUAUCACAUUCACUCUCUCGUUUCAAGCUCAAGUUCUCGCCCGACAAGGUCGACACCAUGGUCGUACAGGCUAUUGCACUUCUCGACGAUCUCGACAAGGAGAUCAACAUCUAUGCGAUGCGUGUGAAGGAGUGGUACGGUUGGCAUUUCCCGGAAAUGACCAAGAUCCUUACAGACAACAUCGCCUACGCCAAGACGGUCAAGCUCAUGGGGUUCCGUACGAACGCCUCAUCAACCGACUUCUCUGCCGUCCUUCCUGAGGACCUCGAGGCUACGAUCAAGGCCGCGGCUGAAAUUUCUAUGGGUACUGAGAUCUCCGACGCCGACAUUGCGCACAUCCACGCCCUUUGCGACCAGGUCAUCUCCAUCGCCGCAUACCGCACACAACUGGCGGAGUACCUCCGCAACCGCAUGGUGGCUAUCGCACCUAACCUGACUGCUCUCGUCGGAGAACUUGUUGGCGCGCGUUUGAUCAGCCACGCUGGUAGCCUCUUAAGCUUGGCGAAGCACCCUGCCUCGACAGUACAGAUUCUCGGCGCUGAGAAGGCGUUGUUCCGUGCGCUCAAGACGAAGCACGAUACACCCAAGUACGGCUUGAUUUACCACGCAUCACUUGUCGGCCAGGCGCCACCGAAGCUGAAGGGCAAGAUGGCACGCAUGGUUGCGACGAAGACGGCGUUGAGCGUCCGUGUCGACGCACUAUCGGAUGCUGAUGGCAAGUCGGAGCCGACUGCGCCAAGUAUCGGCGUUGAGAACCGCGCGAAGCUUGAGGCAAGGUUACGGAUGCUUGAGAUGGGCGAUGAGGCGGGCAGCGCGAGGCGUUUCGCCGGUAACGGCACGCAGCAGAGCAAGUUCUCGAUGACGGGCGGCGCGAGCACGUACAACGAUGCUGCAGACUUUGUCAGCACACAACGUGAGCCGGCACCGGAGGAGCGUGCGGUGCAGGCCGUGUUGUCGGUUAAGGAGGACAAGGAGCGGGAGAAGGAGGAGAAGAGGAGACGGAAGGAGGAGAAGCGGGCGAAGAAGGCGGCUGCGGAGGCGCAGGAUGAGGCCAUGGAGGUUGACGGUGAGGAAGAGACUGCGGCCGACAAGAAGGAGAAGAAGCGGAAGCGGAAGAGCGAGGUGAAUGGUGACGCCGACGUUUCAAUGGCAGAUGCUGGGGAGGAGGAGACGAAGGAGCAACGGAAGGCACGAAAGAAGGCGGAGAAGGAUGCCGCUGCAGCGGCGGCGACAGCAGAGGCGGGCGCGGACGAGGGCGCGAAAAAGAAGAAAAAGAGGAAAUCGGAGGCAUGA
Peniophora sp. CBMAI 1063 is the source of this 1722-nucleotide messenger RNA. The record is from the annotation of a GenBank genome assembly. NCBI's taxonomy places the organism in Eukaryota, Fungi, Basidiomycota, Agaricomycetes, Russulales, Peniophoraceae.